Messenger RNA from Hypoxylon fragiforme, 1546 nucleotides. RefSeq names its product glycosyltransferase family 32 protein. Bases 149 to 1273 code for a protein of 374 amino acids. The transcript has a single exon. The record is from RefSeq and is a predicted model, not a curated record. Lineage: Eukaryota; Fungi; Ascomycota; Sordariomycetes; Xylariales; Hypoxylaceae.
AGAUCCCAUACAAUAAUACUGCAUUAGGUACAAAAAGUAAUACUUUGUACAACUUACGGUAAUCAAUAUUUCGACAGUUUCUAUUUAUCUUGACCAUCGACAACUUUUGCCAAUUUUCACAACACAUCACCCGCUGCUGCAACAUGACAUGGGACUUCUACGCCGCCGACAAGUCUUUUAUCUCAUCUCUCUUGUAUUCCUACUCUCGCUCUGCAUACCCUCUACACGCUCCUCUAUAAAACAGUUUGGUGAUCGCGUCCGCCAGACGCUCCCCUUCACCGACCAAUGGAAAAUCCAACAAGAAUUCGUCCCAACCCAACACGAACUCGAUUGUCUUUACGGCCGCACCCCGAAAUCCAAUACCGGUAGUAGUAAUUCGAUAGAGCCAAUCCCGAAUCAUGUUCACUUCAUCUUCGGGCUUAGCAACCCUUACUACAAGCCAAGUGUGGGCACUUUUGACUUCCUCUGCUACCUUGCGGUAAGAAGCGCAAUUGUGGGCAUGAAGGCAGAAAAGGUCUUCAUUCACUACACAUACCUCGCAGACCCACCCUCGCCUGAACCAAAUGCCUCUCCCCUAUCGAACCCCUGGAUAUACCGCUUGAAGGAUGACGUCGAACUUGUCCACCACACGCCGGAGGAGAUGGAGGGGCUAAAGAGCUCGCCGGAAGCUACCUGGCAAGUGGCGCACGUAUCUGACAUACUCCGACUCAAGAUUCUUCAGAAGCAGGGUGGUAUAUAUCUUGACAGCGAUGCCUUUGGCUUCCGACCCUUCACGAAUCUUCUAAAGUCGCCGCGCGACAUAAUACUAGGCCACGAGGGCGGAAACCGCGGAGGGCUCUGCAACGCCAUCAUGGUCGCACGGAAAGGGAGCGCCUUCAUAGAUCGGUGGCUGAAGGAAUAUAAAGGCGCCGAUCUUUCCAAGGAGUGGAACUACCAUAGCGUUAUCCUACCUAAAAAGCUGGAAUUGCAACAUCCCGAGGAAGUCUGCCCCUUGCCCCCCAAUGCUUUCUUUUGGCCGACAUGGACUUGGGGUCAUAUCGAGUUUAUGCACCAAACCUUGAGCAAGGAGGAGGCGAAGAAGUGGGCUGCUGAGAUAGACAGAAACGGCGGCAGUCUGUACGAGGAUCAGCUCGCAUACCACGCCUGGAGCCAGAUGGCAUGGGAGAGGUAUUUGAGCAAGUUGACGCCAGAAAUUGUGAGGACGCGGAAUACGAGGUUUAACCUUCUCGUCCGAAAUUUCCUGCAGGAUGAUAUGGGAGGUGAUACGCGUUAAACACAGUAGGGCGUACUCGGGUUGGUACAUGUCUCAUUGCGAGGUUGGGUAGCAUAGCGUAUAAUGUCUGAUGAGGGCAUUCGAGUGCCUGUUGUAUAAAAUCAGCACCUUUGAAGAGCUGGCCAGUUCAGUUGGUCGGCUUAUAAUGUUUUAAGAAUAUCCUGCACCUUCUUACGUUUCAAGUGCAUUCAGGAUGUUAGAGCCUAUGACAUAUGAUAUUCAUACCUAAGUACUUGCGAAGUAUUCAAUUCAGGAUAUCCAAAACAUUGAAAC